This is a messenger RNA of Nicotiana attenuata, 1981 nucleotides long. RefSeq names its product protein trichome birefringence-like 3. Lineage: Eukaryota; Viridiplantae; Streptophyta; Magnoliopsida; Solanales; Solanaceae. Gene Ontology annotation, molecular function: O-acetyltransferase activity. The record is from RefSeq and is a predicted model, not a curated record. The transcript has 6 exons. Gene Ontology annotation, cellular component: Golgi apparatus. Bases 17 to 1402 code for a protein of 461 amino acids.
UCCUCUAAAAACUCUCAUGUCUCAUCAUUCUGUUGCACUUACAUUUAUCCCUCCAAUCACUUUGCCUUGCUUCAUCUUGCAGUUAAGCUUUUCUCUGCUUCUCCAUUGUGAAUUAGUGCAUAUCCAUCCUUUCAACAUGCGAUGGACAAAAUCUGCCAAAAGAAAACUCUCUUUUCCCAUAAUCACAGCCAUUAUCUGUACUUUAACCUUCAUUUUUCUGUUGUACACUGAGAUGAUCAGUACUAUUUCUUCUGGCUCUAUUUUGAGGUUUAAGCCUUGUCCCAAAAGAAAUUCUGCAGAUGAUAGAGAAUUGGAGAGCGAUCAACUAGACAAUCCAACAGACGAUAGUCUUGAUUUUGAUCCUGAUGAAUGCAGUGUCACACAUGGGAAAUGGGUUUUUAAUACUUCAGUUAAGCCAUUGUAUUCAGACAGGACUUGUCCUUAUAUUGAUAAACAAUAUUCUUGUAUUAAGAAUGGCCGAAACGAUUCAGAUUAUCGAUACUGGGAAUGGCAGCCUGAUAACUGCAUGUUGCCAAGGUUUGAUCCUGAGAUUGCCCUCAGGAAGCUUCGAGGGAAGAGACUAAUGUUUGUAGGGGAUUCACUACAGAGAAAUCAAUGGGAAUCUUUUGUGUGUUUGAUUGAAUCUGUAAUCCCACAAGGCAAGAAAUCCAUGAGACGUGGCCGCGUUCACUCUGUAUUCAAAGCUAAGGAAUAUGAUGCCACCAUUGAGUUCUAUUGGGCUCCAUUCUUGGUCGAGUCUAACACAGAUAUUCCUAUUAAAAGUGAUCCAAACCAGAGAAUAAUUAAAGUGGACUCAAUUGCACAGCGUGCGAAACACUGGUUAGGAGCAGACAUCCUUGUUUUUAAUACUUAUGUUUGGUGGAUGAGUGGACUCAAGACCAAGGCACUAUGGGGCGAAUUCGAAAAUGGAGAAGAAGGUUAUGAAGAAUUAGAUACAACAGUUUCUUACAGAGUAGCAUUAAGAACAUGGGCAAAUUGGAUUGAUUCAACAGUUGAUCCUAAAAAAACACGAGUUUUUUUCACUACUACGUCUCCUUCACACCAAAAAAACAAAGAAUGGGGGAACAUAAAUGGGAUCAGGUGCUACAAUGAGACAAGACCAGUAAUGAAGAAGGGAUUCUGGGGAACUGGUUCAAACAAAGAGAUGAUGAAUGUUGUGGCCAGUGUCAUGGGAAGAAUGAAAGUUCCUGUUACUGUUUUGAAUAUCACACAAUUAUCUGAGUAUAGAAUUGAUGCACAUACAUCAAUAUAUGGUGAAUUGCAAGGCAAAUUGUUAACAGCUGAGCAAAGAGCUGAUCCUUUGCAUUUUGCGGAUUGCAUACAUUGGUGUUUGCCUGGGGUUCCUGAUACUUGGAAUCAGUUACUUAUUGCAUAUUUGUAGCCCCAAAUUAUAAUGCUACACAGACCGAAGAUGAUUUUUAAAAAGUUUUUCACCCCAUAAACCAACAACACAUGCAAAUUACAUGUAAGUAUGGAACCACGCUGGUUGAACUAUGGAAAGUGAAUCAAUUGCCAGAGUGAUUUCUUCCAUAAUUAACUUUAUAAUAUGGAAGUUUGGAGUUGUAUUGUCUCAAUUUUGCUUUAUAAAGACAUUCGAAGUUAUUUACCUAGACUUGGAUUGAGAUGAGCUUAAAUGGAACGAUAUGGACUGUAGGAUACAUAUUGCUAACAGCCUAACACCAACUCAAUUGGGAUCUAGUGUUUUUGUGUGUAGUUUAUGGUUUGGGUAUGACGAUUAGCAUAUAUAUUUCACAAGGAGAAAGGGUUUUGUCGAAAUAUUGAAUCUUAGCUUGAAAGCUUAUGAAGAGUUGUUGAGACAAAUAAUGUAACUUGAGUGAAGGGUAGCUUAGUCUAUUUAAGGGAUAGUAGAUUACUGAAUUGUUAGUUAGUUAACAAUGUAUGUGAGUGGUUAGAAAGGUAGUUAGAUUAGUUAGUAAUACUGUGUAUAUAUAUAUACUGU